Molecule: messenger RNA, 1111 nt
Organism: Pocillopora damicornis (cauliflower coral)
Lineage: Eukaryota; Metazoa; Cnidaria; Anthozoa; Scleractinia; Pocilloporidae
Source: RefSeq, a predicted model, not a curated record
UGUAUCGAAGCCGCUAAGACGGACUCUUGUCUUGUUUUGCGACGAUUACAGUAAAACUGAAUUGCUUGUGGCUUAUAAAUUUUGGUGAUAAUAAAACUUAGCGAUGUUACAAUCAGACGUUAUUAAAAACCUAUCCUACGCUAAGAUACUCGAUUAAGAAACGAAUUCUUAUUUAGUUCACAGUUAUGACUUAAUAAAAAAUUCUUGUUCAUUUUGUGAUGAUAGUUUCUUCGUAUUCCUUUGGUUUUAGAAAGACUAAAUCUAAACCUAAUCUUUAUUAUCACUGUACUAUUACGUUCAGGUCAAAAAACUUGCUAUUGAAGCUGUUAAGAAGAGAAAAGGGGAUGUUCAAAAUGAACUUGAUGUUCAAGGAGAGUACUUGCUCCAGUUUGGAAAAUAUCGUGGCCAGUCCUUCAGGUGGAUGCUGGAAAACGCUCUUGGCUACAUUGGUUGGUUUGUUGACAACAUUCGCAAUGAAAAAGUGACCAACUCUCCUAUAAGUCAAAACAAAGCUGCCUUAAAGAAGUAUGUGGAAUCUUUUCAAGAGGGUCGUGAUGUUGUGGCCCUGAAGAGAAAGCAGAGGGAGGAUAAAGAGGCCAAAAAGCAACACAAUUCCCCACAACCAAGCCAAAACUCUGCAUCAAAACAAGUUGUCUCCCCCCUGGCAGCUGGUCUGGCAUCUGGGCACAUAAGCACCGAGAAAUAUUUGUCCCGGGUUGCAUCAACCACAGGUGUUGAAAAGUUCAAACCUACCAUCCCUGUAUCAGUGAGAAAAAGAAAACCAAAGACACCUUCUGCCACUGUGACAUCUACAUCAAUUACUAAAGAUGUAGAUGAUGAGGAGCUUUGUGCCUUUGCUGACCAAGUAGAGGAGAAUUUAGUCCAACCAACCAGUGAGCCAAAUAUAAGUCAGCAGCCUACACCAGAUGCAUCUCAAUCAAUACAAGCACCUGAACUAGAAGAGCCUGUGCCACUAGUACCAGAAGUAAUUGAAAUGCCUGAGGCUCAGCCAGAGCAAGUACUAACAGCUUCAGUAGCCCUCCCCAGCAGUGUUAGGAAUGAAGGUACAAGUUUUUGUAUCAAAUGUUAUUAAUAUUUCACUCUUUUAAUG